AUGGAUUCCAAACGCCGCAAGACCGGCGACCAGGAUGUCAGCGCCUUGAGGUUGGCGUCGCGCCAGAAAUACCUUGCCGAACGCGAAGCGCAACAACUCGCCCUACUCCGCCGCCAGGUCGCCGAAGAAGCAGAAGAGGAGGAGAGGCUGGGCAACAAGCUGAGCGAGAGAGAAAGAGCCGAGUUCAAGAAGAAUCGUCAGACCCUGGAGUUGGCCGAGGCGCGAAAUGCGAUUGACGAUUCUGGUUCCGGUUUCCAAAUUCCCGACGCCGAGUACUCGAAUAAAAACGAAGCUCUUACUCGCAGACACAAGGACACAGAUGUCGACUACAAGAGCGAAUACCAGCUCUGGGAAGAGAACACCAUGAACAAGAUAUCUGGUCAGACCAAGCCAACCGAUGCCCUCCGAGAGCAGGCUGACGGGUGGGAAUUUGUGCUAGAUCCAGCACAGGACGUGGUAUAUGAUGGACCUAUGGUGGACCUGGAGAAGCAGAGGCUUGAGAUGCUCGUGGACGAAGCAGAGAAGCAUGCCGCCUCAAUCGAGGAAGUUCGCCGUUCAUUACCGGUCUACCAAUACAAGGAUGAGUUCAUCAAAGCUCUACAGACUGAACAGAUACUCGUCUUCGUCGGUGAGACUGGAAGCGGAAAGACCACGCAGAUCACGCAAUUUUUGCGCGAUGCUGGGUUCGCGAAGCAGGGGCGCAUUGGCUGUACGCAGCCCCGACGUGUGGCGGCUAUGAGCGUUGCCAAACGCGUGGCAGAAGAGGCUGGCGUUCGCUUGGGCAAAGAGGUUGGCUAUCAGGUCCGCUUUGAGGAGAAGUUCGAUGCCGCGACUACUGAGAUCGUCUACCUUACGGACGGCCUACUCCUGAAGCAAUGUCUUACGUCCCCCCUACUGGAUGAGUACAGCGUAAUCAUUCUGGACGAGGCGCACGAAAGGACCAUUUCUACCGACGUGCUGAUGGUCUUGACCCGUGAGAUUGCCCGUUGCCGACCAGAUUUUCGUCUUGUCAUCGCUUCGGCUACCCUGAACGCUCAGUUCUUCUCUGAAUACUUCGACAACAGCAAUGUGUUACACGUCCCAGGUCGAACAUUCCCAGUCCAGAAACUAUACACGUCGUCGCCGGAGGCCAACUAUCUGAGCGCGGCCCUAACUACCUUCUGGCAAAUCCACGCGUCGCAACCGAAGGGGGACGUUCUGAUUUUCCUUACCGGCGAGGAUGAGAUCAUACAGGCUGCAGAGUCUAUCGAGUCUACUGCCAAAAAGCUCGGAAACAGAAUGGCACCUGUCGUAGUCGCACCAAUCUUCAGUAGCAUGGAGACAGAUUCUCAACAGCGUAUCUUCUCGCCAACGCCACAGGGCAGCCGCAAGGUCGUCAUUAGUACAAAUAUCGCUGAAACGUCUUUGACUAUAGACGGCAUCGUUUAUGUGAUAGAUUCGGGAAUGGUCAAACAGAAGCGGUAUGACGCAAGACUAGGUACCGAGACCUUAUCAGUUGUGCCCACAUCACAAUCCAGCUGUAAUCAGCGCAGUGGUCGUGCGGGCAGAGUGUCCCCUGGCAUUUGCUUCAGGCUGUUUACAAAGUGGUCCUUUUACAACGAACUUCCGCCUUCGACGGAGCCAGAGAUCCUACGCUCAAACCUCGAUUCCAUGAUACUGAUGAUGAAGAGUAUGGGAAUAAACGACAUCCUCAACUUCGAUCUGCCUUCCAAGCCUCCUCCCGAAGCCAUGUGCUUAAGCCUCGAGACGCUUUACGCUCUUCAAUACCUGAACAGUGAAGGACAAAUCACGAAGUUGGGUCGAAAGGCAAGCGAACUGCCAUUGGAUCCAAAGCUAGCGAAAGCUCUGCUAGCUGCUGACAGUCUUGGCUGCGUCGACCAGAUAGUCACGAUUGUUGCUAUGGUAUCGGAGGGAGGUAACGGGCUGUGGUUUAGUCCGAAAGAUAAGAAAGCUGCAGCAGAUCUAGCACGGCAGAGAUUUGCAUCAGAGCACGGGGACAUGAUCUCACUUCUGAACCUUUGGAACGAGUUCGAGGAGACAGGGUUCAGCAAAAGUUGGUGUCAGGACAAUUUCGUUCAGUAUCGGACGCUCAACCGCGUGGUCGAUGUUCGCGAUCAGCUGUUCAGACUUUGUGACAAGGUUGAGAUAGAGAGGAGUAGCUGUGGGUCAGCCGAUCACGUCAAGAUCAUGAAGAGUUGGACUUCGGCAUACUUCGCCAAUACCGCCCGGCUAAACAAGGAUGGCAUGAGCUAUCGCUGCCUUUCCUCGCGCAACCAAGUCUGGAUCCAUCCAUCCUCCUGUCUGAGAGACAAGCGGCCGCGUUUGGUAUGCUACUUCGAGCAGGUGGAGACCUCAAAAUCGUGGAUGCGUACUGUCGCCCCAAUUGAAGCAUCAUGGCUCAGUGAACUAGCUCCUCACUACUUUAAGAAGGGACAGCUUGACGAUCUGGACGUCGGCAAGAAGAUGGGCAAGGGUGCUGGGAAGGUGAGUGUUGAUCGCUGA
This is a messenger RNA of Alternaria incomplexa, 2502 nucleotides long. RefSeq lists its product as uncharacterized. Gene Ontology annotation, biological process: spliceosomal complex disassembly. The transcript has a single exon. NCBI's taxonomy places the organism in Eukaryota, Fungi, Ascomycota, Dothideomycetes, Pleosporales, Pleosporaceae. Gene Ontology annotation, molecular function: ATP binding; RNA binding. Bases 1 to 2502 code for a protein of 833 amino acids. The record is from RefSeq and is a predicted model, not a curated record. Gene Ontology annotation, cellular component: intracellular anatomical structure; catalytic step 2 spliceosome.